CUCUUGCAUCUAGAAUGAUUAAUUUUAAUCUCUCUUUCUCUUGCAUCUAGAAUCCCUAUUCUUUCUUUAGUUUCUUUGUUGACUAAAAAAUCUCUCCUACGUCUAAUGGUUGAGAGAAAUUUGGCCAUUUCUAGUUCACAACUAUGCCCUUGGACCGAUCCAAGCUGUGGCUCUAAAGGGCCUAUGGAGAGAUUCGGAACUCUGGUUUCUUGGUGUUUCAUUCACUUGGUUUUUGUAAUUUUAGCAUAUUUGUUCCUUAAUUCCUGUUACAUAGAAUCGCGACUUCUUGUUCUAAACCUUGUAUAUUUUGUUAAAGGUCAUUCUAUUGUUUAUGAAGAACAUUUUGGGACCUCGAGGACAUUUUGGCUCAUUUAAUCUUGUUUUCUCUCUCUUGUACAUGGUGCUACCUCCUUGGUUCCCUUGCUUAUAAUUUCCUUUUGGCAGUCAAAAUGGUUUGCUAGGUGGAGUAGUUGUUGGAGUAAGGAAUUUGCUGCCCCUUUGCAUUAUCAUUGAAGUGGGGCUUGGGUUUUCGUUGUUAAAAACCUUGAAAAUCACACUAUUGAAUUUUCAUGAGCUUGUGUUAAUGUUUGGUCUGUGGUGGUGCGACAUCUCAUUUUCCUGGCCAUAACAAGGGUCUGGGAGUUCAAAGUAGAAGGUGACCUUAAGUGAGGAAAGAAGCUCGAAUUAUGCAUAUUAGCUGGAGGUUAACUUAGGGUAAUCAAAUAUGUCCCGAAGAUAUGAUAGCCGUACAACAAUCUUCUCCCCAGAAGGUCGCCUAUACCAAGUUGAAUACGCCAUGGAGGCCAUAGGAAAUGCUGGUUCUGCUAUUGGAAUACUAGCAAAAGAUGGUGUUGUUUUGGUCGGUGAAAAGAAGGUUACAUCCAAACUCUUGCAAACCUCAACAUCCACCGAGAAGAUGUACAAGAUCGAUGAUCAUGUUGCUUGUGCUGUUGCUGGAAUAAUGUCUGAUGCCAACAUCCUAAUCAACACGGCUAGGGUCCAAGCCCAACGCUACACUUAUGCCUACCAAGAGCCAAUGCCCGUCGAGCAGCUAGUUCAAUCUCUCUGUGACACCAAGCAAGGAUAUACUCAGUUUGGUGGUCUGCGUCCCUUUGGCGUUUCUUUUCUCUUUGCUGGAUGGGACAAAAACUAUGGCUUCCAACUAUAUAUGACCGAUCCCAGUGGAAACUACAGUGGAUGGAAAGCUGCAGCCAUUGGAGCAAACAAUGCAGCUGCACAAUCAAUGCUUAAACAGGACUACAAGGAUGAUAUGACAAGGGAGGAGGCGGUUCAGCUUUCAUUGAAGGUCCUUAGCAAGACCAUGGACAGCACGAGUCUUACUGGUGAAAAGCUUGAGUUGGCCGAGGUGUUUCUCACUCCAGCUGGGCAGGUGAAGUAUCAGGUUUGCCCUCCUGAUUCUCUCAACAAGUUGCUUGUGAAGUCUGGAGUGACCCAGUCUGCUGCUGAAAGCUCUUAAGAUUGUCCUAUGCUAUUUCUAAUGCCAACAAUAGGAAAUCUAUUCUUCUGAUGCUUUGUAGCCAAAUAGAAUUGCAAAUGCUUUGUGUUGAAAUACUAGAGAAUGAUGUUAUUCUUGAAUAUUGAUCUUUGAAAGUUUCUGUUUGUCCUAGUUUCUUCCAAGUAGCAAUGGAAUUUGUUUGUGUUUGAUACAAA
Molecule: messenger RNA, 1671 nt
Organism: Carica papaya (papaya)
Lineage: Eukaryota; Viridiplantae; Streptophyta; Magnoliopsida; Brassicales; Caricaceae
Gene: PAC1
Product: 20S proteasome alpha subunit C1
Biological process (GO): ubiquitin-dependent protein catabolic process
Cellular component (GO): proteasome core complex, alpha-subunit complex; proteasome core complex
Source: RefSeq, a predicted model, not a curated record